Molecule: messenger RNA, 812 nt
Organism: Nerophis lumbriciformis (worm pipefish)
Lineage: Eukaryota; Metazoa; Chordata; Actinopteri; Syngnathiformes; Syngnathidae
Source: RefSeq, a predicted model, not a curated record
AUGUACGUCCAGGAGGGCGAGCGAGGGAGAAGGGGGGGUGGGGGGUAUGGGAAAAAUAAAGAAGGGAAAAACGGGAAUGUGCACUGUCCGUCACAAUCCAACGGGCUCACACUCACACCUCAUUUAGGCCCCCUGGAUGUCUGGUGCCCAAUUUGGAGAUCCAAAGGAGCUCCGCCCGGUGGCGUUGGGCGAGGCUCCAUUUGGGAUCCGUCUCUACGACAGUCGCCCGGACGGAAGACCACCCGUGUCGGAGAAAAUGCUGAACCAGGUGAUCCCAGAGGAAGCCUCCUGCGAGAUGCAGGAAUAAGCUGGGUGGGCGGAGCCUCGCCGAGGGUGUCCUGGGCAGGCCCGCUGUCCGUGGCCCGGGGCUGUGUCACCCUCUGCUCCUUGGGUGGUUCCGGUCGACGAGGAAGGAAGAUCGGGGCAACCCGUGCUGGAGGGAUUGCAUCCCGAUCCACCUCAGGAGACCAAUCUGGAGCCACGGCGUCGGUGCUGGUAGCCACCGAGACCCGGGCGACGACCCGAGCCGGAGGGCUGCUAGCCCGUACCACCCCAGGAGCCCCGUCAGGGCCCGUAGGGUCAGUAUGGGUGCCCACCGAUACCCGGGUGGCGGUCUGGACCGGCAAGGACUGGGCCGGGCGUACCACCUCCGCGUUGACAGGGGGGUCGGCGAAGGCCGCGACGAUCAGAGCCUCGGCCUUCCCGAGGGUGUCCCCCAUCAGUCUGCGUCCCAGAUGUUUCUUGGCCCAUGUAGAGGCCAGCUGAAAAGCGGGUCUCCAAACCUCGUCAAUAAAACUGGUUAUCUUGUCCAA